UGAAGCAGAACUUCACAGCCUCACAGUUCCCACCAUGAAAGCAAUUCUGCCCUGGGUUUUGCUGACUUCUAUUCCAGCCUUAAUAUCUGCUGAUUUCAUCAUAGCAGAUUUAAAGCACCAAAAGAAAAGAAGCGUCGAUGGGCACCCCACUAAACAAGUGAAGGAGCUUGAAAUUUACAGUUUUAAGGUUGAUUGCAAAAUUACAUCUCGAUUCGCUCGCAAUGUGGUGACCAGUCGGGUAGUGAACCGAGCGAAUGAGUCCAAAGAAGCUUUGUUUGAUGUACAGCUGCCCAAAACAGCCUUCAUUGCCAACUUCAGCAUGAUUAUAGAUGGGGUGGUUUACGUUGGAGUUGUGAAGGAGAAAGAAGUGGCUAAGCAGCAGUACCAGCAAGCAGUCGCACGAGGGCAGACAGCAGGUCUUGUGAAAGUAACUGGAAGGAAAAUGGAAAAGUUUAAAGUUUCAGUAAAUAUCGCAGCAGCUAAAAAAGUAACAUUUGAGCUGGUUUAUGAAGAAUUACUCAAGCGUAAACUGGGGAAAUACGAGAUGGUGAUCAGAGUAAAGCCUGAACAGCUUGUCCAGCAUUUCCAGAUUGAUGUCCAUCUGUUUGAACCACAAGGCAUUGCCUUUUUGGAUGUUAAUGCAACAUUUUUAACAAAUGAUUUAAUGCCAAUUGUGAAAAAGACUCUAACAGGAAAAAAGGCUCACAUUUCCUUCACACCAACACUGGAUCAGCAGAGUGCCUGUACCAGUUGCCAGAACACUGGCCCUCACGGCCCGGUUCGCGUAUGUGCAGUGUACGUCAUCAGUCAGCGCCGAAAGGCCCACGUGCAACUGCAGCCGAGAAGCCGAGCGCGACCCCCGACCCCGACCCGCCGCACCCCCCGACCCCGGGCCGCCGCACCCCCCCGGACCCCCGGGCCGCCGCACCCCCCGACCCCGGGCCGCCGCCUGUGUCCUGUGAACAUCGUCCCGUUUCCUGUUUGA
This is a messenger RNA of Callorhinchus milii (elephant shark), 985 nucleotides long. Its product is annotated as inter-alpha-trypsin inhibitor heavy chain H3-like. The transcript is spliced from 7 exons. The record is from RefSeq and is a predicted model, not a curated record. NCBI's taxonomy places the organism in Eukaryota, Metazoa, Chordata, Chondrichthyes, Chimaeriformes, Callorhinchidae. Bases 35 to 985 code for a protein of 316 amino acids.